GCUGCGAUACGCCGGUCCUUGCGUCGAGCGCCGGUGGUAGGGUGACGGUUAAGUGGCGAGCGCGCGGGUGGGGACGAGGUCGAGGGCGUUGAACAAAGGUUGGAUGCGUCGGUCGGCCGGCCGGCGGCCGCAUUCACGAUUCAAACAUGGCAGCGGCUACCAGCGUUGUCGUGCUCGACAGGGGCAACAACACCACCUGCACCAUCAAUUUGCACGGAGCCACCGUGGUGUCCUGGCGGGUGAACAAUCAGGAGCAGCUCUUCGUCAGUAAGCAAGCUGUGUUCGACGGGAAGAAGGCGAUCAGAGGCGGCAUACCAUUCGUCUUCCCACAAUUCGGAGCAUGGACGUUCGGGCCACCUCACGGCUUCGCCAGGAUCAUUCGUUGGAACGUGGAGAAGUCGCCGGAGCGGUUGCCCAGCGGAGACGUCGAGGCGAUAUUCUCGAUAAUGGACAGCGAAUUCACACGGUCGUUGUGGAACUCACAGUUUAGGUUAACGUACAGGCUAAUACUGCGCGAGAAGGAGCUGCACUUCAACAUCGGCGUGUACAAUCCUAGCAGAGACGACACGUUCAGCUUUAAUUUGCUCCUGCACACUUACUUCAAGGUACCCGACGUCAGGAGGUGCCAGAUCACGGGGCUGCAUGGAUGCACGUUCAUCGACAAGACUAGGGACAACCAAGUCUUCCAAGAGGGCCGCGACGUCGUGACGGUGUGCGAAUGGACCGACAGGAUCUACCAGAACACGCAGCCGGAGCAUAUCAUCACGAACGUCGUGUCCGGCAGGAAGAUGCGCGUGCAAAAGUACAACUUCCCCGACACCGUCGUGUGGAAUCCGUGGCAGGAGAAGGCGCGCGACAUACCGGACUUCGGCGACGACGAGUUCCCCAACAUGAUCUGCGUCGAGAGCGGGCACGUCAGCAGCCCGGUAAUACUGCUGCCAGGAACGGCCUUCGAAGCCAGCCAGAUUCUACAGGUGAUGUGAGUAGAGAGUGGAUCGACCUCGCAUGUCAACGCCGGGGGCGGUAGCAACCCGCUGCUUCCGGCCACGUCCUCAGCAUCGUCCGCUGUCUGGCCAGCCGGCGCUGGCUGGCUCUACAUGCCGCCGCCACCGCCGCCGCCUCCGCCGCCGCCGCCGCCACCGCCGCCGCCUCCUCCGCCGUCGCACCCGUCGUCCCUGCAUUCCCACUGCGUAGCCCAGACCUGCACGAUAUGCUCCUUGAAUCUUUAGAGACCCCCCCGGCCUCGAGGAGGAAGCCUCGCGCCGGAGGACGACUCCUCCAGCUCUCCCGCGCCCGCCGCCCACCGAAGAAGGUUCCUCCUUCGUCCACCCGGUGUCCACCCAUCCAGGAAGCGGUGACUCGCGCAGCGAGAAGAAGGCGACUAAGAUUCUCCUCGUCGAGCGCGGACGACCACCACCUGCCUCCCUACGUCGGCGCUUCAUCUCCCCGUGUCCGCCCGUGUCCUGCGGCGUCGUUCGUCCCGGCUUGUCGCUGGCGGUGCUCAGCUUCCUCCCGUCGGGGACAUUCGCCGGGAGGUGUCGAGAAUGCCGCAGGGAACGGGGUCCCUCUGUUUCGGGUUCCCGUGGAGAACAGCAUCCUGAAGAGACGGUCGGCUCGAGGUCUCUCCGCGGCCCAUCGCGCGUAUCCGCGUACAUUCCAUUCCACGCGCCAUUACUCCGUCGACUAACUUCGUCCAGCCCACCGACGCCAGCGUGCGUGUCCGGACGGAGCGGUUAUCGUCGAGCAAGGUUGCGACAAGGUUGCGAAAGGGUCGCAGCAAUCCCCGGUGAGAGGAAGUUACAUGGCGCUUUGGCCUGCUCGGCUCACGCGCGCUUGCCUUUCCCUCGUCGAGGACUCUCGAACCCUCCCGAAAGCCGCGGAAGAAGCCGCGUUGCGACUUAUAAUCCUGGAUCUUUCGGACUGCGACCUCCGGAUGCGUGAAGUUCAAUAAGACGAGUGGACAGACCACAGUGAUCAGCUGCCGGUAACAGAGAUCUUCAUGGGAAUAAGAAGAUCCAGGGAAGAUCAUUGAAAAAGCAAAGAGUGCUUUCGUGCUGACGACGUCGUUCCAUCUUCACCGCUCUUUAUGUGCUGCAGGAAGGUCGAACAGCGUCUUCGGCACAGGAGUCCAAAGCGAGCGUAGCCAGAGUCUCGCAGACUCGAAGAAACAGAAGACGCUGCUCCGGGCUGUCGCAGUUCCAGCUGCAAAGCCGAGGAAGCCGCGAUGGGAGCGGCCGAAGCAUGCCGUAACUCCUUGUCACCGCACCGAUUAGACCGCCGCCACCUGCGGAUGGAACGCUCCUCCGUCUCGACACCCGCGCACGUCGACAGCGUGCAGUAUUCCGUAAUUUCGUAAUUACAUCGCGACGACGCGUGCAGUUAGCAGCGGAAAUUGCAAUUUGAAGAGACGACGUUUCGAUGAGACAGAUCGCGGCGCCGUGAUUCGACUCGGACGAGGACGAGCGCCCCCUACGGCGCUUUUCGGCGAGCUCGUCUCAUGAGAAAAUGUCGUACUUUCAAGUGGCGAGCUUCCUUCGUAAUGUAGACCGCGUGUAUCUGUAAGGACGGUGCGACCCACCAGGGGGCCGGUUGUUCCAACUUUUUGGUAAACUUCUUGGUAAGUUAACUGAUAGUUAAAUCAUAUGUUAAUUUUCGUUUUUCCUUCAAUUUAAACGAAGACAGACAUGUGAUUUAACUAUUGGUUAGCUUACCAAGGAGUUGGAACAACUUCGCGACUCAACAAGCGCCGUGUGAGGCCUCGCUCAUCGGUCUCUCAGGGUCUCGCUCGGCGCAAGGAGGCUUCGUGCGGGCGUGUCGUUGUUGCUGGCGUCGCUUCUGAAUGUUAACGCGAUGGACGCGUUUGUUGUUUUGUAAACGCGUGGCGAUGAAUUCAAUGCGAAUUGUAACGGCACGCUCGUCCACGCUGAAAUUCACGCGCGACUAACGAGACCCACUUUGUGAGACGUACCUCGCGCGCGCAGAGGAGCCAACAGCCGCAACGGACAUCCGCGAAUCCGAAGUUCACUUUAUCGAGAGAUCUUUCGAGGCGAUAUACUUAAACGAUUGCCGGAGACGCCCUCGAGCGCGCACUUUGAGUUGCCCGAGUUCGUCGCGCGCGGACUCCCAGGGACCCUUGAGUAGUGUUGAAGUGUCCAUAUAUAUAUAUAUAUUUUUUUUUUCUUUUUUAAUAACACGUUUCUAAUCUCUCGCGCGGAGAUAGUGCAUUUAAUCUUAACUAGGGAAAGUACAUGAAUUUUUUAAUGAAUUUUCAGAUUCCUUAUGGAUACCAGCAGCGAUGGAGAGGUUGAAACUCGGAUAUAUCUUACCGAAUCUAACGCAUAUUAAACGAAAGAUGAGUCUGAAGUACAAAAAAACGUUUACUAUAAUUUCACUAAGGAAUUAAUUGUAACGAUGAGAGAGAAAGAGGAGAGAGAGAGAGAGAGAGAGAGAGAGAGAGAGAGAGAGAGAGAGAGAGAGAGAGAGAGAGAGAGAGAGAAACACCAGAAAAGGAAGAAAGAAAGAGCAGAAAUAUAGUCGAAUUGUCCGUUGACACGCGUGCUCACUCGCUGCUGAAGUUUCACGGAGACAGUGAUAUCGAUGAUCAAAAUUGCAACUUCGCAUAUUCGCCAACCUUUCCAAACGGAGACACUUCUUUCCUGUUACAAUCGUACGAUUUGUUUUUAUAGCAUAAGAAAAAAAAGUCCGCGACCUUUGUUUCUUUUUUAUCGGUCUCCAAGACUUGACAUUGAUCCGUUCGAUUUCGCGACACACGAUUCACCUACGAACAAUACAAAUAUGGUGCUAUAUUGUUACGAGUAUAGUGUUGUAAUAAUAAGUAGCGACAGAGUAGGUAAGCUCAGUUGACAUUCUUCCCGUAGCGCAGCUGCCACUUCACGAAUAUAAUUUCCCCGCUGAGGAUUUUUCGAUACUAUCGAACUUUGAUUUUUCGAUACCUACGCACUACUGUCCCCCCGAAUAUGCGUAUAGCGACCCGGUCUCACACACCUUUCCCACGUGUAAGAAGAAACGUUGGAUCAUCGAAAUAGGCGUAAGCGAAUAUUUAUACCGUAACGUAACUCGAUUACGAGAUAUUAUCGUAAAAAAAAAUUACAUGUGUAUACGAAACAUUUGUAAAGGCAUUAACGAAUUAUGUCCGUAACAGCAGAAGGAGGGGAGCAGCGUUUUUAGGAAAUUGCAUUAUUAUUAUUAUUAUUAUUAUUAUUAUUAUUAAAGUAUCAUAUGAAACGAACGAGAGUGCCAUUGAUUUUGUGCCGAGAUAACUUAUGCUUUGUAUUAAUUUAUACGGAUGCCGUGUGCCUUUCCGUCGUCAUUUUUAUCCCGGUAAAACGCAUUUCGUUGACGCGCGAGUGUCAUUGCGACGCCAUGAGACUCGUGAAAGAUUGUACCUCGUUUCUCCGAUCGAUUCCGGCUGACGCAAAAUUUCCUAAAAUGCAUUUUCUACUUUAGCGCGAUACGCGAGAAGAGGAAGCCGCUUGUUACCCUGAAUUUAGCUAUCGAUGAAAGUACGCGGAACAAAUUGACCACACCGUACAAUUGAUUGCGGGUGAAGAGAGGAAAUCACGUUAGUCUGUGUCAAUUUCUUGCAUUGAGUGGAAUUUCCGAUACGUAAAAAAAUAGCAGUAUCGUAUGUAAAUUCUUCGAAUGGGCUACCACAUACAUGGGUAGCAUACUAUUAUAAUUAAAUAAAUGCUCAAUAUAGCGCGUUGUUCCUUGCAUAUUAUUAAACUUGGAGCCAAACAGAAAAAUAUUGGGAAAAAGCAAAAAAAAGAAAAAAGAAAGAACAGAGAGAGAGAGAGAGAGAGAGAGAGAGAGAGAGAGAGAGAGAGAGAGAGAGAGAGAGAGAGAGAGAGAAGGCGAAGAGAGAACGAACGGAACGUUCCUGCUUAUAGAUGUGUUAGAACGCCAAAAUACAGCCUAGUAAAAUCAGAAUACAACUAUUAACGACUAUUCUCAAAUAGGAGGAUUGAAUUUCGCCACUUUCGAUCCCACAGAUGACUCUACCCCAUUAACGAUUUUUGGUCUUUAGAGGCUAGACAAUACGUUCGUCGUUUAAUGAUAACUACACAUAUACAUACAUA
This is a messenger RNA of Harpegnathos saltator (Jerdon's jumping ant), 5099 nucleotides long. RefSeq names its product glucose-6-phosphate 1-epimerase. NCBI's taxonomy places the organism in Eukaryota, Metazoa, Arthropoda, Insecta, Hymenoptera, Formicidae. The coding region runs from base 147 to 983 and encodes 278 amino acids. The transcript is spliced from 6 exons. Gene Ontology annotation, molecular function: glucose-6-phosphate 1-epimerase activity; carbohydrate binding. Gene Ontology annotation, cellular component: cytoplasm. Gene Ontology annotation, biological process: carbohydrate metabolic process. The record is from RefSeq and is a predicted model, not a curated record.